Molecule: messenger RNA, 4157 nt
Organism: Pecten maximus
Lineage: Eukaryota; Metazoa; Mollusca; Bivalvia; Pectinida; Pectinidae
Exons: 3
Coding region: 213-1406 (397 amino acids)
Molecular function (GO): zinc ion binding; protein binding; ubiquitin protein ligase activity
Source: RefSeq, a predicted model, not a curated record
CUCGUUAACACCAGAUGCUGGUCACUCAAGCAUGUUUCCGAAAUAGACAUGACAGACCCUGAGCCAAAUGUUACCUGAAAAGUUGGCACAAAACAUUUCUGGUGUGCAAUAAACGUGACUGAAAAAAGGCAGGCGAAGAAUUGGUCACCCGCUACAGCAACGGUAGCGCUGCAGUUGAAAACGAAAGUAGAAAUACAAAGAUUGAGAAGAAAAUGUCGGAAGGCUAUGUACAAAUCUCUCUACACAGCCAUUGUAAGACCUGUAUCCGGACUGAUUGUAAUGUACUUCCUGACGACGUCAACUGCUGUCAGAUCGUUAACUGUAAAUACAGAUGUCCGUUAAAAUUUCACAGAUGCAAAGAAUUUCAACAUAAAAAGUUCUGCAGAAAUGUAGAAGUUCCUUGUUUGAAUCGUGCCUAUGGUUGCCACCAAGAGUUUCCCCGUGGAAAAAUGUCCGAGCAUCUACCGCAUUGUAAUGCCAGUGUAAUUUAUAUCAAUGAUCAAGAUAUCAGGAGAAGCGAUUACUUCUGGUAUGCAAAGAAUGUUCUGGAAGAUUUAGGAGGGAAGACUUUGCAAAACUAUGGCAAUUCAUGUCCGUAUGCAUUCGCAGGUUGUGAUUUUACUUAUAAACAUUUUGAACCAGAGGGGAACAGAAAAGUUGUAUACAGCGAUUGGCUGAAUGCUGUAGGUUUACAAAUUACAGGCAAUGACAGUCAGCCAUCAGAAACAAAUGCUGAGAUUUUGGAUACAAAAGGUCAAAGGUCAGAGUUGCCAGGUGAUGCUGUGGGUACUGAAAAUGUGGGAAGUAGACUGGAAAGUUUGGGAAUUAAUGACGGAGAAGACAAGACUUCCAAAAGGAAGAGUGUGAAAAAUUUCUCCCGCCAGUCGAGUUUGGCCCUCUGUCGAUCUUUAUCACAGGAACAGCAGGGUCAGUAUACAGGCCUCCUUCUCUUGCCGCCAGAGCUGAUACAGAAAAUCACUGGCUACCUUGACGGCUUUAGUCUUUGCAAUCUCUCUGUCACUUGUCUCUUCUUUCGUGAUAUCUGUAGCCUCAUUCUUGUCGACAAGGGCAUCGUGUCCCCCACCUGGACAAAGUUGGACUCAAUUAAGGGUCUGAGUGAAGGCACCUCGCAGGAUACUGAUGGUCAAAGACUCGACACAAAGUGGACAAUGCCCGAUGGCAGUGUGAAGGAUAAGAAAUGGGUUGUAAAACAUAUGAGCUGGAGGUUUAGUAAAACGUUUGAACCUGUCAGACGGUGGGACUACCAAGGGGCCCAGCAGCUUCUACUUCACCUCCAGAACUGCCCCUACAAGACUGAGAGCUGCCUCAACAUCAGCAAAGAACCAUUCUCAUAUGAGAUACGUGACUCAAAUGUCAAACCUAACUUCGGGAAGGAUACAUCAUAAAGCUAUGACCCAGGAAAAGUCAGGAAUUAAUAUUUAAUGUUUUUUGUAAAAUUCUCAUGGAUCCUUGCCUGAAAUUCAAAAAAAAAAAAAAAAAAUCUUAAAAUUUUCCUACCUGUCUUAAAUCAUUUCAAAGGAUUUCCCUGGACAUUAUUUGCAGACUUUCUAAGAUUUUCAGUGUGUUUAUUCAAAGAAAUAUUAUGACUACAUUGAAAUUUUUACUCAGUUCAUCAAUCAAGAUUCAGAUCUUCAUUCCUCCAAAUUUGAAGAGUAAUAAUGUGUUACAAAGAUAAAUACACAGCGACAAAAAUAGAUAAUAAAAUUAAGUGUAAGAGAUCAAACAAUGAGAAUUAAAGGAUAAGAUAAUAGUUCAAGAAAUAAUUUGACUUUAUAAGAAAAUGUGAAGUCAGGCAUAGAAAGAAAAGGAUAAGAAAAUGUGAAGUCAGGCAUAGAAAGAAAGGAUAAGAAAAUGUGAAGUCAGGCAUAGAAAGGAAAGGAUAAGAAAAUGUGAAGUCAGGCAUAGAAAGAAAAGGAUAAGAAAAUGUGAAGUCAGGCAUAGAAAGAAAAGGAUAAGAAAAUGUGAAGUCAGGCAUAGAAAGAAAGGAUAAGAAAAUGUGAAGUCAGGCAUAGAAAGGAAAGGAUAAGAAAAUGUGAAGUCAGGCAUAGAAAGAAAAGGAUAAGAAAAUGUGAAGUCAGGCAUAGAAAGAAAAGGAUAAGAAAAUGUGAAGUCAGGCAUAGAAAGAAAAGGAUAAGAAAAUGUGAAGUCAGGCAUAGAAAGAAAAGAUAAGAAAAUGUGAAGUCAGGCAUAGAAAGGAAAGGAUAAGAAAAUGUGAAGUCAGGCAUAUAAAGGAAAGGCUUUCCAACUUGCCAUUAUGAAACCAUAUACAUGUACUCUAUAUUACAUGAGUAUGAUUGAUGUCCGAUAUAUAAGACAACACAAAAUUGAUAUCAGAUAUAACUACAUGUAUGUCAAACACUGUCAUCGCCUCAAAGACCAAGGGACCAUUUGUCAUGGUGCUGUUAUCGUCCUUCCGUCUAGCAUCUACAAUUAAAUGACUUCUUCUCAAACCUGGAGGCCUAGAGACCUGUUACUCACCCUAAAGCAUGCUUGGAUGAAGGGCUACAAAUGUACCAAGUGUGUUCAAAUAAAUGACCUUGACUUAGUUUCAAAUCCCAGGGAUCAAAUAUGCUUAAAUCUUUAAAUGACUUCUUCUCAGUCACCAAGAGGCCCAGAUACAGUAACAUGGUGUUGUAUGAAUAGCGUGCUGAAAUGAAGGGGGUACUGAUAUAAGCUUGUUCAAAUGAGUGACCUAAUUUCAAGGUCACAUGUGAGGAGUGACCACAGAUAUGUUGGGUUGGAGGUCAACAUACAAAGUCUAUUAGAAUAGAUACACUCAGCCCUCUCUCAUAUUGAAAUGAAGAGGUAUUCAGCUUUGUAGCCAAAUGUGUGAUACAGCUAUAGAUCAACUUUAAGUUGUAUUUAUUAGUAAAUGAGUGAUACAGGUCCAUUGGGCCUCUUUCUACCUUUUUGUUAGAAGAUGAGUGAUACAGGUCCAUUGGGCCUCUUUCUACCUUUUUAUUAGAAGAUGAGUGAUACAGGUCCAUUGGGCCUCUUUCUACCUUUUUAUUAGAAGAUGAGUGAUACAGGCCCAUUGGGCCUCUUUCUACCUUUUUAUUAGAAGAUGAGUGAUACAGGCCCAUUGGGCCUCUUUCUACCUCGUACAUUUUUUAAAACUGUUUUACAAAUAAUAGUUAUCAAAUUUUGCUACUCUAUUUACAUUCUAUAUUACUUACAUCUCGUACUUAUAUGAUUAAAUACCUUGUACACAUAUGAAUAUAUAUUUAUUAUUUCUCAACCAAUACAUUUCACUUGAGAUUUUCAUGUUUUCUAUAAGAAUGUUGUUUCAUCAAUGAUCUGUUUUGUUAUCAUUUAUAAAUAUAUUUCAUUCAUAAAUAUAUUUCACCAAAUGCUGCCUUAGUUUUCUAAUGAUAAUGUUUUUCUAAAAAUAGAAUCACCUAUACUUCCUAAUAUGGAAUGUAAUUUACACAAAUAUUACCAAUGGAGAUUGUGGUUUAAUUAUUUUGAUUAAUUAACAUCAUAUUUUGCUUCCGCAUGGGAGAAAUUAAAUUAAGUGCUUGUUAAUGCUGAAUAACAUAUUAAACAUUGUUUUAAUGAAACUGUUGCCAUUCGUAUUACUUAACUGAUCUGUUGAAAAAUAUACCAUAAUGAUAUUUAUCCUGCAACUGGCACUGCAUUGUCGGAAUACACCCAUCAUAUAUAGUUUGGCUGUAUACGGCAGUGACAGAAAACAGCUGUAUUUUAGAAUUUUUGCACAUGCGUCAAUUUGACUGACCUCCUUCCAAGUGAAACAUUUAAAAGGCGAACAUAUUUUGGGCAUUUGUGAUACUUUUAGAAAAAGUCUUAUUUUUUAAAAAAUGACUGUUGCAUUAUAAAUAGAAUACAUGGUCAGUGUCUUAAAAUAUAAGCUGUACAUUUGGCUCGGGACAGAAAGACAAAAGUGGCUCGCCAAGUCUCAUAACUUUUGUCUUUCUGUCCCCAGCCAAAAUACAGCUUAUAUCUUAAGACACUGACCAUGUAUUCUCUAAUACAUACAUUUACCAAUAUUGGCAAUAACUUAAGGACCAGGAAGGGCGACAAACAAAAUAUGUCAACCUCGGCACUUCGGAAUUCAGUACUGUGUUUGUCAACAAAUUUCUGUUUUAUUAUUGUUUAUUAAACUGCUGAAAAGUAAA